Molecule: messenger RNA, 657 nt
Organism: Gastrolobium bilobum
Lineage: Eukaryota; Viridiplantae; Streptophyta; Magnoliopsida; Fabales; Fabaceae
Exons: 3
Coding region: 156-485 (109 amino acids)
Source: RefSeq, a predicted model, not a curated record
CAAAUUUAAGUGCAAAUUCCAUGUCUUUUAACCGUGAAGGCUUUGCGUCCAAUUGCAAAAUUAAUUGAAUUCUUUCACUCUGCAUCUUUUGGAGAUCGAUGAUGAAUUUAGGUCUUUGUCGUUCACACCAAUCUGUGUUCUGCUUGUAAUUAUAAAUGAUGUCACGGCGUAUGUUGCUUGUUUUUUUUAUGCUCAUACUUAUAAUCACCUCUCAAUUUGAGUGGAAGCAACAACUUGUGGUUGAUGUUGACUCAAAUUCCAGCAUAUCUCAAAAGCAGAAACGGAUUUCAAAAGGGGUAGAAACCGUAAAGGAGAAGAUUAUAUUAGUGCAAGAGAAAAAUAUUCGAAGAUUGAAUGAGCUUGUGCAGCAUCUCCAGGAACAACUGCAGCAGUGUAGAAACAGUAGUGUUACAACUAAUGGCAGUGUAAGCCCGCUAGCCGAGCAUAUACUUGAGCUUGAGCAACAUCAAAUUUUAGAGGAUUAAGUAGAGACAGCAAGUAUGUUCAUGGCACGUUCAUCUUUAUGUUCAAGUUGUAAAGUUAUUUUCUUAGUUCUUUGAAAGGAAAUAUUGUAAAAGAUUUGCUUCCCCGUGUAAAUUACCAUUAUUAUUUCCAUUUCAAUGCAACUCCUACAUCAAUGGAAAUUGCAAGGUGUUU